AUGCAUCGCGGCAGCGCCGGUGGCGGCAAUGCCGAGGAACGCCGGCAGCGCCUGCGUGAUCAGAUGAAGGCCUUCUACGGCGACCCGAACGCCUCCACGAAGCGAGCGGCGUCACACUCGUCCACACAGAGAAACCCCAAUGUUCCACCGGAGCUCGACUUAGACUCGGAGUACUUCAAUGUCAACCGCUACACCACCGACCUACUUAAACGCGAGACUCUGAAAGGAUUGGUCGAGACGGACACCGAGCUACUGCGCCGUGUACGCCGCUUGGAUGGGGAGCUGCAGGAGCUGGUGUACCGAAACUACGCCCGCUUCAUCUCCGCGACAGAGACGAUCCGGGAGAUGAAGGACAACGUAGUCGAGAUGGAUGCAAAACUGCAGACUCUCUCGCAGAACGUCAACACGAUUGAUAGCAUCUCGAGCCAGAUCGCCCAGCAGCUGCAAGUGCACCGCGGCCACAUCGAGGAGACCAUCACCGCGAAUCGCAUGCUCAAGAAGGUGCAGUUUCUCACCAGUCUGCCCACCACAAUGCGCCGGCUGAUUGACCAGGGGGAUUACAGCGUCGGUGUCAAGUACUGGGUGGCCGGCGACGGAUUUCUGUCGAAGCACAAGUCGAUCUCGAGCAUCACACAAAUUCAGCAGAACUGCUGCCAGCUCGCCAAGGAGCUCUACCGCGCGAUCGAGCAGCAUAUGUGCUCCUACCCACUCGACGACCCUGACGCGAUGGACCGCCUUCGCGGCUACGUCGAGGACCUGCGGCUCCUGCGCGCCACCUCGCUUUUUGAGUCGGCGAACAUGAUCGAGGAGGCGCCCUUCGAGGAGACGGUAUUGCAGACCCUCAUGAAGAGCGUCCUAGCGAGCUUCCAGGCGAACGUGGCGACUACGCAGCGCAGCCUUAAUGCCGCCCUCGCCAUCCCAGACGACCUCCAGGCCUCCGAAAUCGCGAAGCGGGAGGCGUCACUGGCACAGGUUAACCUGCGCGAGCCGCUGGUGCAGCUGAAGAACGCGUGCGCGAUGCUCGUCGUCAACACAGAGCGCGUGUACGCCCUGUUGGAUGCGGAGGGGCGCAGCAGCAGUGACCGCGGUCCCGCUGCGCCCCUCGUCGCCAAGUCGAUCCAGCCGGUCCUCCUCAAAGUGCUUCAGGCCGUCUCCCAGUCGCUCGCAGACUUCGCGAUGGUGCACCUGGACGCGAUUGCGAUGGAUGGCGCUUCGGCACUUCGCAACCCCACGGCAAGCGCGGAAGCUCUACAAGUAGCAACGACGCACCUCGUCCGGCUGCUGAGCCAGUUUGUCACGGCUAUGAAGACGCUAGGCGAGAUCUACCUUCCCUCCAUGGGGCAUGACGCUGCUGAGGCGAGUGGCAGCGCUGCUCCCGCCGCCGACACCGUGCACCUGUACGCAAACAAGGUCCACGAGGUGGCAUGUGACGUGGUGCGCCAGUGCUGGGAGCGGAUACAGGAAAGGUUGCUACAAGGGCCGGAGCCAGAGCUGCUCAAGGCGUGUGGCCCACUUUCUCUAUCGCACGUCAGUGUCCUCAGCACAGUGCCGGCGGUUGACGAGGAGGGCGCCCACGAAAUUGCCUUUGCUCUCACUCGCUUCCUCUACGCCUCGCUGACGCAGUGCCUCUCCACAUCCCUCCGCACCACCCUGCUCGGCGAGGAAGGCGUGCCGGUUGACAUGCUGACGUCCAUCACUACAGGGCUAGAGCGGACGGCGCAGCAGCUUCAGCACCGCGGUAUUGUGCUGCUGGGUCAGUUAGAGGUGCGGCUCGUGUACGACAAGGCAUUCAGUGGCAGCAGCGGGCAUGUCAGUGCGGCGACGACGACGACGACUGGGCCGAAAGUGCAGGAGGUGCUGCUGCUCCUGCUGCCCCAGUGGGCCACUGUGUACGACGUCCUCAAGGCACUGCCACCCCUGAAGACAGCGAGCGCGACAGCGGCCGCCAAGAGCAAAGGUGGUGUGUCAUCGUCGGUGUACCGUCACCGUGACAACAGUGGCUACGGUGGCGGCACUGCGUACCGCGUGAGUGGGGGCAGCAGCACUGGGACUCACAGCGACUACCGUGCCGGCGGUAGCAGCGCGGUAGUCGGCGGCUCCUCGGCCCACCUGCGCGGGGGUAGCAGCGGGGGCAAGCCGGAGGUUUCCUACACACGUCAGGUGAUGUCCAGGCUGCAGAUGAGCGUGAACCACAUCUUCGCAAACGCGGAGACGUGGCUGCGCACGGAGCCGGUGGUCGGACUGCCGUCAGCACUGAUGGCAUGCGUCGUACGCUACUUGCUGCAGGGCAUCCUCGACCGAGUGCGCGACGAGGCAGCCUAUACCGAGACGCAGUUUCAGCAACUGCAGGUGAGCUGUACCUUCCUCCUCCAUGCCCUUGUAUCCCCUACGAAGGGGUCCGCCCCGCGACAGUGGCGCAAGGAGUGGUCGGAGGAAGACAUGCUCGAUGUCCAGCGGCUCUUGAACGAGGUCUGCGCAUGCGCCUACGAUAAGUACGAAGCGAAGGUGCCCCUUCCCACCGCCGUGCUAGACCGAGUCGUCGAGACUGCCGUGCGCAGCGGUCGAGCCGCACUGGAGGCCGCGAAUAUCAGCAGCGCCGACACUGCUGCGGCGACUGCGGUACCGAUGCCUUCUGUCACGGAGGUGACCUUCCCAGGAGAAGAAACGAAGACUCCUUCACUGGAGCCGCCACAACCGGCGCCAAUCGCCCCUGCUCUCGUCACUUUGAGUCCUCAGCCUCAGCAGCUACUGCAGGAAGUGCGCCACCCCCUGCGCGAUGACUUACUACAGUCGUCAGCCGCAGCGUCGUCGGGGGAGACCCCUAACAGCACAGCUGCACCAGCGCCAACGGCGUCUGCUGCAGCACCCUCACCGGCUCCGGUCGCCUCUGCCUCGGCACCGUCGCAGGCCACGCCCGCUACCCCUGCCCAAGCCUCUGUGGCACUUCCCCCGGAAUCGCGGGCCGAACCCGCAGCCUCUCUUGUACCUGCUGCCGCAGAGCGUCUUGCAGCAGCGCCGAGGACAACCAUGCCGCCACCGCAAGCGCGCUUCUCCUCGCACUACAACAGUGACAGUCGCACCGAGCGCGUGGACGAAGAGGAAGAGCUGCCCUUGUAG
Molecule: messenger RNA, 3117 nt
Organism: Leishmania braziliensis MHOM/BR/75/M2904
Lineage: Eukaryota; Euglenozoa; Kinetoplastea; Trypanosomatida; Trypanosomatidae
Exons: 1
Coding region: 1-3117 (1038 amino acids)
Biological process (GO): Golgi organization; Golgi vesicle transport; retrograde transport, endosome to Golgi
Cellular component (GO): membrane; EARP complex; GARP complex
Source: RefSeq, a predicted model, not a curated record